AUGGAUCCAUUAACGAGGUACAAAAUGAAAUUAGAAAAAGAUAAAUAGCAUUUGCAAGAGUAUGAAAGAAUUCAAAAGCAAAAAGAAUUAUAGAAUGAGAUGAAGUUAAAAUAAAAGAAUGAAAAGUAUAGCAAUAUUCAAAAGGAACAGGAAAGACAGAAGGAAAUAGCCAGACUCAAAGCUUAGUUACGAAGAAAUCAUUUCGAGAGAACCUUAUUUCAAAGUUAACAAAUAGAGAAAGAAAAGUUAAAUGUAUAUGCGAUAUUCUAGAUUAUUUAGGGGUAUAAGAAAAAAAUAGAGAAGACUUUAGAUUCCUUGGAAAAGUAUGAGAAUGGAUACCACAAGGAGUUUAUGACAUCCUUGCACAGAAAACUGUCGAAUCAUUCUCAUCAGAUUGAGUGUGUAUAAUAAUAAAGUGAAGUGAUUUUGGAAAAUAAGAUUAAUAAAAUAAACCAAUCACUAGAACUUCGAUUCAAAAAAUCAGAGGAUGUAUUAAUUUUGAAGAUUUGUUUAGGUUCUUUCGAACUUGUCAAAAUAAAAUAGCGAAAGAAAAAAGAGUGAAAAAUUGAAAGUUGAAACCUAUUAGCAGUUGGUUCAGAAACAUUAAGAGAAGCUUUAAUAGUUAAGGGAAGUGAAAGCAUAAUAAUUUGAUGAUAAAUUGAAUAAAGUUGAAAAACUUCAGAAAUUAAAAGAAUAAUAAUAAAGAGAGAAAUACUUAUUGAGAUUAGAAGCGGAUAAAUUAAAAGAGAAAAUGAGCAAAGAAUUCGAAUAAGAAUUAGCAGUAAAAAUAUAAAAUAGUAUUUUUUAGAGAAUGAAAUCGAAGCAAAUUAAACUAAUACAGAAUUGA
Messenger RNA from Paramecium octaurelia, 847 nucleotides. The record is from the annotation of a GenBank genome assembly. NCBI's taxonomy places the organism in Eukaryota, Ciliophora, Oligohymenophorea, Peniculida, Parameciidae.